AUGUACUACGCUGAGGUGAUAGAGCCCCCGCAGCGCCUGUGGAUCUGGGAGAAGGGCGUGUAUAAGGACGAGAACGCACGAAUCUGGCUGUCCAUCUUCACCGAGAAUGAAAAUGUCUCCUUUGUGAUCAUGCGCCAAAAGGACAUCCCCUUGGGGGUGCCUAUGAGCCCCAACCAGCUGGCCCCAUUCCCGCUGCCUCUAAUGUAUCAGCUGUACCCCGAAAAUAGAUACAAAAGCAUAGAUUCCAGGUACUGGCGCAUCGUGUACCACAUCAAGUUCCAAGGCACCGAGGAAAUGCUCCUUGAGCUGCUAGAGGAUCAGCGUUGA
This is a messenger RNA of Dipodomys ordii (Ord's kangaroo rat), 327 nucleotides long. RefSeq names its product T-cell leukemia/lymphoma 1A (gene Tcl1a). Gene Ontology annotation, biological process: positive regulation of peptidyl-serine phosphorylation. The record is from RefSeq and is a predicted model, not a curated record. NCBI's taxonomy places the organism in Eukaryota, Metazoa, Chordata, Mammalia, Rodentia, Heteromyidae. Gene Ontology annotation, molecular function: protein serine/threonine kinase activator activity. The coding region runs from base 1 to 327 and encodes 108 amino acids. The transcript is spliced from 3 exons.